Clonostachys byssicola is the source of this 1119-nucleotide messenger RNA. The record is from the annotation of a GenBank genome assembly. Lineage: Eukaryota; Fungi; Ascomycota; Sordariomycetes; Hypocreales; Bionectriaceae.
AUGCAGCUGCAGACUCUUCCUUGGACGAGUAGUCUAUUAUCGGCUGUGCUCUUCACCACGACUUUGUCUGAUCUAGUCGGCGCUACUGGUACUUCAAUUGUAACAACAAUCCCUGCAGCAGCAACAGUUGGUCCCGUCAUCGCUGAAUAUGUAUCUGGUAAUUCUGCUGUGGAUGCUCCCAAGCUCUCUGCCUACAAUAGCACCGUCUUCGAUUGGUGGUAUUUUGAUGCCAUAUCUUCCGACCUAACGCAAGGUCUCUUCUUAACGUUUAACCUCGCACUUGCUACAGGUGUAUCAGGCGGAAACAAUGAAUCUAUACCCUUUGCCUCCAUUUAUGGCAUUUGGCCUAACCAGACCCUCUACUUAUACUCGGUACCUGGUACUAGUGCCGUCGUCGAAUCGUCCCCUAACCAAGCCACUCGUGGAACGUGGGAAGGCACAGGAUUUAGCUGGGUAGCUUCGCCAGACAUGGAAACCUAUACCGUUACGAUCAACUCAACAUACAUCAGCGGUACACUCUCCUUCGAAUCCAAGGCUCCUGCUCAUUAUCCCUGUGGUGCGGUCGAACCAGGUAGCGACUUGGUUGUUGCCCCAUCUGUUGGCUGGACCAAUGCGGUUCCGGAUGCGGAUGCUUCAGUAUCACUGUCUGUUGGUGGCACAGCUGUUGAGUGGUCCGGUAUUGGUUAUCAUGACAAGAACUGGGGUACGGAGUUUUUUGGGAGCACAUUCAACAGUUGGUAUUGGGGCCAUGUGCGCAUCGGGCCUUACAGUGUCGUUUGGUUCAGUGUACUCGCUCCUGGCGACCGUCAAUACCUCAGCGGCUAUGUUGCAAAAGACAGGGAGGUUAUAAAUGCCAGUUGCGGCCCUGGCUCUGUAAUCGUGCGCCCAGUUGGUACUCCCUAUCCACGCGGGUCGGACCCAAACUGGCCACUCGGCUACCAUAUCAGCAUCGGUAUUGGUGAGGGAAAAACUCUGAAUGUCACGGUGGAGCAAACUGGAGUGAUAAUUAGUUCAGAAGGUUCCAGGCGACUGAUUGGACGCGCGACAGGGUCGGUCAAUGGGGGCUUGCAACUCGAAGGUUAUGGACAAUGGGAAGAGCUGUGGCAAGCCUAUGAAUAA